AUGAUUUUUCUAUGGUUUUUAACUUGUUUGUUUGUCGAUAUUGAAACAUCCAUUUUAAAUGGAUGUCAAAUUCAAAUCGAUCAUAUUUAUUGUCGUCCUAAAUUUCGUUUAUUUCAUUCAACAUCCUUAUUAUCUGAUUUAUCUCGAACGACCACAUUAACACUAACCAAUUCUUAUUUAACCGGUUCUGUUGCAUCAAUUAAUAUAAAAACAUUAAUUAUUGAAGAUUAUCCGUAUCCAAUAUUUUCUGAUACAUUUGAAUCAUCAUCUAUUGAAAUAAUUCAUAUUGAACAUACACGCUUAACUCUAUUUCCUCAAUGGUUAUGUAAAUUAAAUUUAAAUUUAACAACGAUACAAAUAGAAUAUUCUCAAAUCAUCAGUUUAAGUAAAAAUGAUUUUCGUUCAUGUACAAAUUUAACAACAUUAAGAAUUACCUAUUCUCAUUUAACACAUUUUCAAUUACCUUGUAACGGUUUAAGUCAAUUAAGAUAUUUGUUUUUAAAUAACAACGAAUUAACAACAAUUGAUACGCAAGGUUUAAUUCGAUUAUCGACAUUAGAUUUAUCAUUUAAUCGCAUUGUAUCAAUAUCUUCGAACAUAUUUAAACAAGCGUCCCAGCUACGAAUUUUAAAUCUUUCCUAUAAUAGUCUAGAAAUGUUUAAUAUCAUGGAUGAAUCACAUUUAAAAAAUUUAAAAUUUUUAUAUUUACAGGGUAAUGUUGAUCUAAAAACGCAUCCAAAUUGGCGUCUAUUAUCAAAAUUAAUAGUAGUAGAAUUUCCAUAUUCCUAUUUUUGUUGUGCACCAGAAUUAUUAAAAAUAAACUAUGCUGUAUACGAUCAAACAACAAAAGAGAUGAGCAAUAUCUCAGAAUUAGAUAUGUGUAAAAUCAAUGAAACGCUAAAUAUAAUUAAAACAACAGACAAUUACAUAGAAACUCAUACAACAACAUACACGCAACAAGAAAUCCAGUAUGAUACUACAAUAUUUAACAAAUAUUCUGGACAUCCAUUGUUCAAUCGUCAAAUACAUUCGAUAUUAAAAUCGAACGGUGCUUUAUUUGGACAAGAUGUAUUAGCAACAUCUGACACACAUCGAAUAAUGUUAUUUGAGUUUCAAGAAUCAACAGUUUGUCGACCAAUUCCUCAUGCAAUGACACCGUGUAGAAAUUUAUUUUCAAAAAAUGUCAUUCGUCUAGUAUUUAUCGUCAUUGUUAUCAUGGCUCUAAGCUGUAAUAUCCUUGCUGUACUCUUAGCAUUAUCAUCAAUAUUGACAUCAUAUCAUUCAUGUUCAAUCGCCACCGUAUUAACCAGUAAUCUAGCCGUAUCUGAUUUUUUAUAUUCUAUUUAUUUAAUGAGCGUUGCUAUUGUUGAUUAUCAAUAUGCUGAACAAUUUUAUGGAAAAGCUAUUUUUUGGCAAUCUUCGUCAAGUUGUAAAAUAGCCGGAUUUUUAUAUACAUUCAGUAGUGUAUCGUCAACAUAUGCACUUACUCUACUGACAAUUGAGCGAUUUUAUACAAUAUUAUUUUCCUUUAAACGUCAAUUAACAUGGCCUUACAGUAUUACGAUUUGUUUAAUAUGUUUUGGUUGGUUUUGCAGUUUUACUAUUGCACUGGUGCCAUUAUUUGGUAUGAACACGUUUCAAGAUAAUACAUUAUGUGUACCAUUUCGUUUAAUAACAUCGCCCGAUAGAUAUUUUGUUUUAAUAUUAAUAUCAUUUGGUGUUUCUUCAACAGUGAUCAUUAUCUAUUGUUAUGGUUUAAUCUGUUUGAAUUUGAGCUAUUCUCAUAUUCGUACAUCUAAUGAUUUAAAAGCCACAAUAAAAAUUUUAAUAUUAGUAUCAGUAGAUUUAAUAAGUCGAUUUCCAUUAUUAAUUUUUCUAUGUAUAUACAUUAUGGGUUAUUAUACCUUGACAUUGGAUGAUAUUGAAAUUAUCAUUUUAUUCGUACAACCGUUAAAUACAUGUUUAAAUCCAUUAAUGUAUUCAAUUAAUAAGACAAAAUUGAAACAAGAAAUGUGGAGAAUAUACGAUUCAAUAUGCAAUAGAAUUUCAUGUUUUACAUUUAUUAAAAGUGGUUAUCAAGCAAUGCGACAACAAUCAAUCGAUGGCAUAGUCGAAUAUAGAGCAAAAAUCGAAACAUAA
Didymodactylos carnosus is the source of this 2139-nucleotide messenger RNA. NCBI's taxonomy places the organism in Eukaryota, Metazoa, Rotifera, Eurotatoria, Philodinida, Philodinidae. The record is from the annotation of a GenBank genome assembly.